Hippopotamus amphibius kiboko is the source of this 4248-nucleotide messenger RNA. RefSeq names its product zinc finger protein 551 (gene ZNF551). Gene Ontology annotation, biological process: negative regulation of transcription by RNA polymerase II; regulation of immune system process; regulation of cytokine production. The record is from RefSeq and is a predicted model, not a curated record. The transcript is spliced from 3 exons. The coding region runs from base 200 to 2263 and encodes 687 amino acids. NCBI's taxonomy places the organism in Eukaryota, Metazoa, Chordata, Mammalia, Artiodactyla, Hippopotamidae.
CCUUGUGGCGGUCAUUUUGGCUUCUUUCAGGUGAGGUUCGCCUCCCAGAGGCUCGGAGCCAGGGGUCCUAAAAGAGAAGGCGCCAGAGGCCUCCACAGGGGCGAGUCCAAGGCUUGGCGGCGGCGCACCUCGGUGUGACCCGCAGCAGGGUGAGAUCGGGACCUCCGCGCCUCAGACUCCGCUCCGCCCACAGCGUCAGAUGGCGGCGGCGGCGCUGAGGGACCCGCCUCAGGGUAUGAAAUUUGAGGAUGUGGCCAUUGACUUCUCCCAGGAGGAGUGGGGGCUCCUUGAUGAGGCUCAGAGAUUCCUGUACUACAAUGUGAUGCUGGAAAACUUUGCACUUGUAGCAUCCCUAGGUUGUUGGCAUGGAACAGAAGAUGAGGAGGUCCCUUCUGAGCAGAGUAUAUCUGUAGAAGGAGAGUCACAGGUCAGGGCUUCUAAGACAGGUCCAUCCACCCAGAAGACCCACCCCUGUGAGAUGUAUGUCCCCAUCUUAAAAGAUGUUUUGCACCAAGCUGAGCACCAAACAGUAUACCCUUUGCAGAAACCAGACUUGGGUGGCACAUGUGUGAGAUGCUUCUGUUUCAUUGCAAAGCUUCUCUGGCAACAGAGACAUGACAGUGUAGAGAAGCCCUGGAAAAGAGAUGUGGACAGGGCCUCAUUUGUGAGGAGCUGCAGCUUCUUUCUAUCAGAGAAGCCUUUCACCUGUAGGGAGGCUGGGGAGGACUUCCCAGCCACCUUAGGCCUUCUCCAGCACAAGGCCAUAACCAACAGUGAGAAACCACAGAGCGGCACCGAGAGUGGACAGGCCUUUUGCAGUGAAAAAAGUCAUUACAAGAGGGGUGAAUGUGAAAAAGUUGCCAGCCACAACCACACACUUGUUCAAGAUCAAUGUGUCCACUCUAAAGAAGGACUUUAUGAGUGUAACAAAUGUAGGAAAGCCUUCAACUGCAACUACAGACUUGUUCAGCGCCAGCAAAUUCACACUGGACAAAGGCCAUAUGAGUGUGGUGAAUGUGGGAAAUUCUUUACCCAGGUCUCUGGCCUUGUUAAACAUCAGAGAAUUCACAGUGGUAUAAAGCCUUAUAAAUGUAGAGAAUGUGGAAAAUUAUUUACCCACAACUUUAGUCUUAGAAAACACCAGAGAAUUCACACUGGAAAAAGGACUUAUGAAUGCAGUGAAUGUGGAAAAGUCUUCAGUCACAAAUCUAAUUUCAUUUACCACCAGAGGAAACAUACUGGAGGAAUGCAUUUUGAGUGUGGUGAAUGUGGGAAAUUCUUUAGCUACAAAUCCAACCUCAUUGAACACCAGAGAGUUCACACUAAAGAAAGACCUUAUGAAUGCAGUGUAUGUGGGAAAUCUUUUAGACAAAGUUCUAGCCUUUUCCGACACCAGAGAGUUCACACUGGAGAAAGGCCUUAUGAGUGCAGUGAAUGUGGGAAAGCUUUUAGACAAAUUUUUAAUCUCAUUCGACAUGGUAGAGUUCACACUGGAGAAAUGCCUUAUGAGUGUAGUGAAUGUGGGAAAUCUUUUAGCUGCAAAUCUGAACUUGUUCAACACCAGAGAAUUCACAGUGGAGAAAGGCCUUAUGUAUGCAGUGAAUGUGGGAAGUCCUUUAGACAGUUCUCUAACCUCAUUCGACACCGGAGUGUUCAUACUGGAGAAAAACCAUAUGAGUGCAGUGUUUGUGGAAAAUCCUUUAGUCGCAAAUUUAUCCUCAUUCAACAUCAGAGAGUUCACACUGGAGAAAGACCUUAUGAAUGCAGUGAAUGUGGAAAAUCCUUUACCCGCAAAUCUGACCUCAUUCAACACCAGAGAAUUCAUACUGGCACAAGACCUUAUGAAUGCAGUGAAUGUGGGAAAUCCUUUAGACAACGCUCUGGCCUUAUUCAACACAGGAGAAUUCAUUCUGGAGAAAAGCCUUAUGAAUGUGGGGAAUGUGGGAAAUCCUUUAGCCAAAGUGCUUCCCUUAUUCAACAUCAGAGAGUUCACACUGGAGAAAAGCCGUAUGAAUGUAACAAAUGUGGGAAAUCCUUUAGCCAAAGUUCUAGCCUCAUUCAACACCAGAGAGGUCACACUGGUGAGAGGCCUUAUGAGUGCAGUGAAUGUGGGAAACUCUUUACCCACAAAUCUGACCUCAUUCAGCACCAGAGAGUUCACACAGGAGAAAGACCUUAUGAGUGUAGUGAAUGUGAGAAAACCUUUAGCCGCAAAUCUAACCUCCUUAGACACUGGAGAGUUCACGCUGGGGAAAAGCCUUAAAUGUGCUGGGAAUGUUUUAUUUCCUCACUCAGUAUAACAACACUGGAGGAGACUCUGUGUGAGAGCCACUUACCUGAAUUUAAACCUCUUUUAUUCAGACAUACACCAUGCAAGAUUCCUCAUAAGGUUCAGUUACAUCUGAGGUUUUAAGGAGAUGCAUUGUACUUCCUAACCUGCCCAAAGUUGUUGUUACAUUUAUGUCACUGCCAGGUUCUGUGGCUGAAGCCAUUUCACCUCUGAACAUCAGUCACCACUCCAGCAGGCUCAGGAAAGCUGACCUCUGUGUUCUCCCAUUUGCUUGAGGAAAUUAUGAAUAGCCCAAGGCCUUACCAGGAUCCUCAUUACUUUCUCUCUGAUUUUAGGGAAUGGUCCUGACCCAGUUUUGGUCCAAAGGAUCUAUCCUCAGCUUGCUAAGGACUGCCUUUUUCAGGGGCAUUAUUGUUCCCACAUCAUACUUAUAAUUAAUUUUCCCAGGUUCUAACUUACCAACCUGGAAACUGCUUGCUGCACAUUGCUCUGGUUUGUGAUCUUUUUUAAAGGCCUGCUCUUGCAGCUUUAAUUUUGGUGGUUCUGGUCUCUCUUCCAUGGGGUUUGGAAGCAGAAUUGUGAUCUGUUACCAUGUAGGGGUGAACAGAUUUUGUGGGGAUCCCAAACUUUCUAUGCUUUUUGGGACCUUGUGAUGGCAGGAACGAGCUCUUUGUCCAACAUUGGUCUAAUUUGCAGUGCUCCCCAGGGCAUUGAAAGAAAGACUGCAGGGCUUUGUGGUCCUAAUUUGUAGACUGGCACCAGGAUUUUUGGAGAGGUCGGAAGUCACCCUGAAGAGAAGGCAUUUGUUGUGAGCUCCCCCAGUUCUUCUGUGACCAACAUGGAUUUUAUUCCCUUGUUCACGUAAUUCCCAGCACCAUUGAGGGGACCUCUUCCUCAGGUCCUGUAAAGGAGCCUUGUGCCAUGAUGUACAAAUUUUCAUAGGCUAGUGUCAUUUAUUGUUAAACUGUAAGGGUCAGGUAGAACCAUAAUUGCUGUUACUGAACCAAAGUCAGGUCCACUUGUCCAUGCAUAGCACAGCCAAGCUACUGAUACCAGGUGGUGGUGAAGUGAAGUACAGCAUUUAUUGCAGGGCACCAAGCAGAAAGAAUGGGCAGAUAAUGUUUCAGAAGACCUGAACUCCCCAGUGGUUUUCAAGGCAGCAUUUUUAUUUUAUUUUAUUUUUAUUAAUUUACUUUUUGGCUGCAUUGGAUCUUCGUUGCUGCACGAGGACUUUUUCUACUUGUAGCAAGCAGGGGCUACUCUUCAUUGUGGUGUGUGGGUUUCUUAUUGAGGUGGCUUCUUUUGUGCUGGAGCACAGGCUCUAGGUGCACAGGCUUCAGUAGUUGUGGCUCGUGGGCUCUAGAGCACAGGCUCCAUAGUUGUGGCGCACGGGCUUAGUUGCUCUGCAGCAUGUUGUAUCUUCCUGGAGCAGGGAUCGAACCCGUGUCCCCUGCAUUGGCAGGUGGAUUCUUAACCACUGUGCCACAAGGGAAGUCCCAAGGAAGGGUUUUUAAAGGCAACAUUUGAUUUGAGUGUUGCAGCUCAUAGACUUUCUUCUGACUGCUUAGUAUGGAGGUACAGGGUGAUGUUUCUGUUAUUUUAAUCACCAGCCUACUAGUUCCAGCCAGUCUGGGGUCUAUGUGCUUGUGGUCAGCAUGUAGUCACCAUUUUCCACCCGCGUGGGAGUCUUGGUUUCUGCCGGACAGCAUAGCACAGAGAUAUGUGUCAGAUUAUUGUUAUGUGUAUCACUUGAGGAGGAUCUAGGACUCUGUUUUAUUGCUGAACUAUUGUUUAAGCUGUUGUUACUUUUCUUCCUUGACUGUUUUCUUUUUUUUCUGCAUUCCCUCACUUCUCUAAUUAGGAACUGCUUGAGUCUGCUCUUUGGAACUCAGGGAAGGCCUUGAAGACUAAAACCUUUUUCUGCUAACAAACAAGGGACAUGGAGGGGCUUUUGUACA